Messenger RNA from Aspergillus brunneoviolaceus CBS 621.78, 1720 nucleotides. RefSeq names its product septin AspB (gene aspB). Gene Ontology annotation, molecular function: molecular adaptor activity; GTP binding; GTPase activity. Gene Ontology annotation, cellular component: septin ring; microtubule cytoskeleton; septin complex. NCBI's taxonomy places the organism in Eukaryota, Fungi, Ascomycota, Eurotiomycetes, Eurotiales, Aspergillaceae. Bases 142 to 1530 code for a protein of 462 amino acids. Gene Ontology annotation, biological process: cytoskeleton-dependent cytokinesis. The transcript has 5 exons. The record is from RefSeq and is a predicted model, not a curated record.
CCCCGUGAUUAACUGAACCUCAACCCUUUUCCACAUUGAUUCAGUACCCCAGGCGCAACUUCUUCAGGGGAAACUUCCUCUUCGACGCUCGCUACCUCCCUCUACGCUCGCUUCAAAAUCCUACACCUUUAAACUUCCACAAUGGCCACACCCCCUCCUGCUCCUGCUGCCAAUGGCACCCCGGUCUCUGCAUCACCCCCCAGCAGCAAGCCCAGCUCGCCUUUCGUUGAACGCAGCAACCCUAUGGGCUCCGGGGCUGCUCAGACCGUCAGCUCUAAAGACCCCAAGGCUGCUGCUCAGGCGGCUACGGAUAUGAAGAAUGUCGUUCGCCGGAAGCUGACAGGCUAUGUUGGUUUCGCCAACCUGCCGAAUCAGUGGCACCGCAAGAGUGUUCGCAAGGGCUUCAACUUCAACGUGAUGGUUGUCGGUGAAUCUGGACUCGGAAAGUCGACUUUAGUGAACACCCUCUUCAACACCUCCCUCUACCCCCCUAAGGAACGCACCGGACCUAGCCACGACAUUAUCCCCAAGACGGUCUCAAUUCAGUCCAUCAGCGCCGAUAUCGAAGAGAACGGCGUGCGCCUGCGCCUGACGGUCGUUGACACUCCUGGAUUCGGUGAUUUUGUGAACAACGACGACUCGUGGCGCCCUAUUGUCGAGAACAUUGAACAGAGAUAUGAUGCCUACCUUGAGGCCGAGAACAAGGUCAACCGUACCAAUAUUAUUGACAACCGUAUCCACGCAUGUGUCUACUUCAUCCAGCCCACCGGUCACUCGCUGAAGCCUCUGGAUAUUGAGGUCAUGCGCCGGUUGCACACCAAGGUCAACCUGAUCCCUGUGAUCGCCAAGGCCGAUACCCUGACGGACGAGGAAAUUGCCGCCUUCAAGCAAAGAAUCCUUGCCGAUAUCCAGCACCACUCCAUCCAGAUCUUCGAAGGUCCCCGCUAUGAGCUCGACGAUGAGGAGACUAUCGCUGAGAACCAGGAGAUCAUGUCCAAGGUCCCCUUCGCCGUGGUUGGUGCCAACGCCGAGGUCACUGCCGCCGAUGGCCGCAAGGUCCGUGGACGUAGCUACCCUUGGGGUGUCAUUGAGGUCGACAACGAGGAGCACUGCGACUUUGUCAAGCUCCGUCAGAUGUUGAUCCGUACCCACAUGGAAGAGCUCAAGGAGCACACGAACAACAGCUUGUAUGAGAACUACCGUUCCGACAAGCUCACCCAGAUGGGUGUCGCCCAGGACCCGAGCGUGUUCAAGGAGGUCAACCCGGCUGUCAAGCAGGAGGAGGAGCGUGCUCUCCACGAGCAGAAGCUCGCCAAGAUGGAAGCGGAGAUGAAGAUGGUCUUCCAGCAGAAGGUGGCAGAGAAGGAGAGCAAGUUGAAACAGAGCGAAGACGAACUAUACGCACGACACCGCGAGAUGAAAGAUCAAUUGGAGCGUCAACGCCUGGAACUAGAAGAAAAGAAGGGUCGUCUGGAAACAGGGAGACCCAUCGAAGAGAAGGGAAAGAGGAAGGGAUUCUCUCUUCGUUAAACGAACGCACGCACGACCGGUGCUUCGAUGCUCCUAUCCAGGGGCUCUGCCAAUGGGCCACCCAGGGUACGCAUGGUCGUCGGAGGGCGCUUUGGUGGUUUGACGCACACUUCUCCACGACUGUCGAUUGGCCGCACGCUCUUUUUAGCCGCCUGCCUUCUUUCUCUUGUGUUUAUUCGUUCUCUCUACC